Messenger RNA from Callithrix jacchus (white-tufted-ear marmoset), 437 nucleotides. The record is from RefSeq and is a predicted model, not a curated record. Lineage: Eukaryota; Metazoa; Chordata; Mammalia; Primates; Cebidae.
CAAGCUCCUGUGGAAUUGUGGGUAGAUACUGGACUUGUAAACUAAAGGCUUCACAAACACCUCUUUGCUUAGUCUUUUUCUCCUCCUUUCCCCCGGUGCACGGAACCCUCAAGCACUAGGACCGUGUGGAAUCCAGGCUGCGAUGGCACCUUCAUUCACUGCCCGCAUUCAGUUGUUUCUCUUGCGUGCGCUAGGCUUUCUUAUAGGCCUAGUAGGCCGAGCAGCUUUAGUCUUAACGGGCCCCAAGUUUGCCUCAAAGACCCCCCAGCCGGUGACUGAACCAUUGCUUCUGCUUUCGGGAAUGCAGCUGGCCAAACUAAUCCGACAGAGAAAGGUGAAAUGCAUAGAUGUUGUUCAGGCCUAUAUCAACAGAAUCAAGGAUGUGAACCCAAUGAUCAAUGGAGUUGUCAAGUACAGGUGAGUGUUUUCACUCUCUC